ACAAUGACUGUCCAACCUUUAGCUGACACCAACCUCUUCAAGCCGAUCCAGGUGGGUCGCUACCAACUCCAGCACCGUGUUGUCUUGGCUCCAUUGACCAGAUACAGAAACGAUACCGACCAAGCGCCUACUGAGCUUGCGGUUGAGUAUUACAGCCAGAGAUCUUCCAAGGCCGGGACCUUGUUAAUCACAGAAGCUACAUUCAUCUCCGCUGCUGCCGGUGGCUAUGACUUAGCUCCAGGUAUAUGGUCCGGGAAGCAAAUCACCCAGUGGAACAGGGUGUUUAAUAAGGUGCACGAAAACAAGUCCUUUAUUUUUGUCCAGCUUUGGCACUUGGGCAGAGCUUCGAAACCUGAUGCGUUGAAAGCCCGUGGCUUGCCAUACGUUUCCUCUUCCGCCAAUUACAUCACGGAUGAAGACAAACAACUUGCAAAAAAGGUUGGUAAUGAACUCAGAUCCUUGACUAUUGACGAGAUCAAGCAAACCGUCAAGAAUUACGCACAAGCCGCCGCCAACGCCAUCAAGGCUGGAGCUGACGGUGUGGAGAUUCACGGUGCCAACGGCUAUUUACCGGAUCAGUUUAUCCAGGCUGUCUCUAAUAAGAGAGCUGAUCAGUACGGUGGUAGUGUGGAAAAUCGUGUCCGGUUUGUGUUGGAAAUUGUGGAUGCGGUUGUGGCCGAGGUCGGUGCCGACCGGACUGGUAUUAGAUUUUCACCGUGGGGUACGUUCGGGGGCAUGGGUGGGGCCGAGUACAACCCAGAGGAACCGUUUGGGUACCUUUUGGAGCAACUUGAAAAGAGAGCGCAGGAAGGUAGAAGGUUGGCAUACGUUCACUUACAUGAGCCAAGAACCGGUGCCUUGUUUUCGGCCCAUGAAUCCGUUGCCGGUGACAAUUCUUUUGCGUACAAGAAGUGGUCUGGUACGGUUAUCAGAGCUGGUGCCUAUCAUACCGACUACAAUAUUACCAAGAAGGAUGUCAACCAGAAUGACCGAACCUUGGUUGCCUUUGGUAGAACCUUUAUUGCCAACCCUGAUUUGCCAGAAAGAUUGGAAAAGGGGUGGGAGUUGAACAAAUACAACAGAGACGAUUUUUAUGGUAUUGGGGCAAAGGGCUACAUCGACUAUCCAUUCCACAAGUAGCCCGAUCUGAAGGCUUGCAAGUAUACAUUUAUAGACUAA
This is a messenger RNA of Babjeviella inositovora NRRL Y-12698, 1179 nucleotides long. RefSeq names its product alkene reductase. The coding region runs from base 4 to 1140 and encodes 378 amino acids. The transcript has a single exon. NCBI's taxonomy places the organism in Eukaryota, Fungi, Ascomycota, Pichiomycetes, Serinales. The record is from RefSeq and is a predicted model, not a curated record. Gene Ontology annotation, molecular function: NADPH dehydrogenase activity; FMN binding.